Messenger RNA from Talaromyces proteolyticus, 1219 nucleotides. Its product is annotated as nitrilase, putative. The record is from RefSeq and is a predicted model, not a curated record. The transcript has 5 exons. Lineage: Eukaryota; Fungi; Ascomycota; Eurotiomycetes; Eurotiales; Trichocomaceae. The coding region runs from base 187 to 1014 and encodes 275 amino acids. Gene Ontology annotation, molecular function: hydrolase activity, acting on carbon-nitrogen (but not peptide) bonds, in linear amides.
AUCUUCGCCGCUCCGUCCGCUUAUCAACGUCGGCAUAAUCGUUAUCGGAAGUGCUCUCGACCUGAUCACAACGCAUUCUGAAUGUGGUCAAUUUAUUGGGAAUUUCUCUGGAAUUUUGCCCUAGUGGUCAAAUAAGUAACAUCUUAUUAAUUAUUCUUCAAUUCUAAAAUUGUGAUAUCCUAGAAAAUGGCGAUAGCUGCGGUUGGCCAACUCUGUUCGACAGCGAGCAUGGCACAUAAUCUCUCCCAAUGUCAAGUACUUGUGAGGAAAGCUGUAGCUGCAGGUGCAAAGGCACUCUUUCUCCCAGAAGCUUCUGACUACAUUGGUGCAUCAAGUGCAGAAACAGUGUCUUUAGUACGCCCUGUACAACAAAGUGAAUUUGUCCUAGGCUUGCAGAAAGAAGCUAAAGACGCAAAGUUACCUAUCAACGUUGGUAUUCAUGAGCCAGCUGAAGGAGGCACUAAAGUCAAAAACACCUUGAUAUGGAUUGACGAACACGGAGAGAUUGUGCAGCGUUAUCAGAAGAUACACCUCUUUGAUGUCGAAAUUAAAGACGGCCCAAUUUUGAAAGAAAGCACGAGCGUUGAGAAAGGAACGGAGAUCCUUCCGCCAUUCGAAACACCUGUGGGAAGGGUAGGCCUGGCAAUAUGCUUCGAUUUACGAUUCCCUGAAAUAUCUCUAGCAUUAAAGCGUCAAGAUGCGCAAAUAAUAACCUUUCCUUCAGCGUUCACAGUACCAACUGGGAAGGCACAUUGGGAGACUCUUCUUCGUUCUCGAGCAAUUGAGACUCAGUCUUAUAUAAUUGCUGCUGCGCAAGCAGGAGCUCAUAAUGACAAACGAAUAAGUUACGGUCAUUCGAUAAUCGUUAAUCCUUGGGGAGAAGUGGUUGCGAAACUUGGAGGAGACUUCAAAGAACCGGAAAUUGCAACUGCUGAUAUCAACCUUGACCUCGUUGCCAAGGUAAGAAGAGAAAUGCCUUUGCUGCGACGAACAGACAUCUAUCCUGAAGUAUGAAUAAAAUGGAAAUAACGAGGGUGAGAGUAGUAUCACGUCUUAGGAGAUUGGUAUACAAUAUCCGGUACCUCGAGCAAUUAUUUACUGCGCUUGAUUGGUUUCUAAAUCAUCAUUUAACUAGUGCAAAGAAAUAAAUACUAUAGAGAUUAAGGAAAACGAAUGCAUAUCAAUAAAAGAAACAUGUCUAGAACCAACCAACAGUCCC